AUGAGCACUCACUGUGACAAGGACAUCAGGCCACAGGGUGACAAGAAGAGUCUUGGAUUUGGAGACGACGAAAAAGACCACGACGACAAGACAGCAAAGCACAACAGCAUUGUGGAGCUCACCAAUGUCGAAGACCUUGUUGAGAAAGAAGACCCGGACAGGCCGCUGAUCAUAGUGCCGAGCCACAAGACAGUGAGCAUGCAAUCGAGGCUACAGAGCCUCCUUGCACAGCAGGCCGAACGGGAGAAGAAGGAGAUUGCCGAGAAGGAGAGCGAACUAGCCAAGGAGAAUGAGCUGCUGGGGUUCGGCCUGAACGAGCCAAGCAAACCCGUCGAAGAUACAGCUGAAAAGCCUAGUACGCCGUCAACUUCGUCGACUGACACUCUUUCUGCAAAGCUGUCCGAGAUUGGAGGCGAGGAGCCCACCGACGAAAGCUACAGCAAGGUACCCGUGUCCAAGGCAGACGGCGGGUCAAGACGCGGCUCGAGAUCAAGCCAGAGUUUAGACGACGACUCGUCCAGGACAGGCAUUCCUAGAGCACAUGUGAAAAACCAUUCGAAAAGACAACAAGAAGGGUCUCUGUCCUACAGAAAAUACAGCGAGUUCACGAGACGUAAAGAUGGGCUCGAGCUGGAUGAGUUGACGAUCGAUGAAGACUCGUUUCGCAGAAACGAUGCCGGCAGAGAUAGAACGGGAAGAUUCAGAAGUGUGGAUGGGGACGGAACUGGAGAUGAGGAAGAUAUUAGCAUCGACAACAACGCCGCAGCUGGAACGGAUGUCGAUGUCGAUGCCGACGACUCUCUCUAUCCGAAGGGAUGGCGGCCGUUAAUAGUGGUGUUUGGGAGUUUCCUUGCAUGUUUCACCUUGUUCGGUGUGAUGAAUGCCAUCGGUGCUAUUGAGGCGUUCGUGCAGGAGAACCAGCUUGCUUCGGACUCGGUCUCCUCGGUCUCUUGGGUCUUUUCCAUCUACAUGUUCGUGUCUCUCUUUUUGGGGCUUUUGGUCGGCCCGUUGUACGACACAUUUGGCGCCACCUACCUCCUACUCACAGGAAGCAUCCUAACAUUUGCGGGGCUCUUCUCAUGUGGUUCUGCAACUACAAUCUACCAAUUCAUCUUGAGUUUUGGGUUGUGCACAGGCAUGGGAACGGGGUUCCUCAUGUUCCCUGCAAUUUCCGUCAUCUCCAGUUGGUUCAACAGGGUGAAAAGACCAUUCUACAUUGGCGUGGCACAGACUGGGGGUUCUGUUGGUGGUAUUUUUUUCCCUAUCUUGUUAAGAUACUUGUUUGACAAAUACGGGUUCACCUGGGCUAUGAGAAUUUUUGCUUUGUUCAACUUGGGUGUCACUUUACUCUCGGUCCUUUUGACGAAGGACAGAUUGAAGGAGCUUCGGGAUUUAACAGGCGAAGCAAUCGAUGAAAGAACAUUCUGGGAUAAGCUCAAAGGUUCCAUCGACUUAAACUAUUUUAAGGACAAAAAGUUUAUGGUUUUGACUAGUGCACUUUUCAUGAACGAGUUCUCGUUGUUAAUUGUGUUGACCUAUCUUGCAUCGUAUGCAAUGGCCUACGGAGCAUCAGAAUCGGAGAGUUAUGUAAUGCUUACGAUCUUAAACGUUGCCGGGACGUUCGGCAAAUUCAUCCCAUCGUAUUUCGCCCAGAAAUACGGUUGUUUCAAUAUGAUGAUCUUGAUGUCUGUCUCGAUGACACUGGAAUGUUUCAUUAUUUGGCUUCCGUUCGGCAAACACAAAGCUGCAUUGUAUGUUUUCAUCGUGCUCUUUGGAUUUGCCUACUCUGCUACAUACUCGUUGACAGGCGCCACGGUUGGGGCCAUAACCUCAAAAACAAAGGACUUUGGGAAGCGCUACGGGUCUGCUUAUGCGAUUGUUUCGUUUGGAAACUUAGUCUCCCUUCCUAUAUCCGGUGCUUUUAUCGUCAACAAGACUACGAGUGAUUAUGAUCACAUGGUAGCCUUUGCCUCUGCCUCGUGCUGUGUGGCCUCAAUUCUCUUCCUUUUCUCCAGAUAUACCAUUGUUGGAAGAAAGUGGAAAGUUGCCAUCUAA
This is a messenger RNA of Pichia membranifaciens NRRL Y-2026, 2055 nucleotides long. RefSeq lists its product as hypothetical. The coding region runs from base 1 to 2055 and encodes 684 amino acids. The record is from RefSeq and is a predicted model, not a curated record. The transcript has 3 exons. Gene Ontology annotation, cellular component: fungal-type vacuole membrane. Gene Ontology annotation, molecular function: transmembrane transporter activity. Gene Ontology annotation, biological process: transmembrane transport. Lineage: Eukaryota; Fungi; Ascomycota; Pichiomycetes; Pichiales; Pichiaceae.